AUGACCGAAUGUAGUGCAGCCGCUGCUUCUGGCUAUUUGUAUGGUCUUUUCGGUGAUGAAGAGAACGGCAAACCGCCUGAAGUUGGCGCAGCUCAAGAAGAAAUUGAUGGCGCAAUUAGCAUACCUCACCAUCCAACGGCAUAUCACGAAAAACCCGCGAUAAACCCUGAGGAGACUUUUGCCAGUGAAGCAGGUACAGAUCAUGCAAGGAUCGUUGAUGCACGCAAAGAAUAUGCCAAGCAUAGUUUUUCAUCACAAUGUGUCUAUGACCUGAACAGCUCUGGCUUUGUCAACGAAGCGGUUCAAUGUCGGGACAGAUGGAUCUGCCAGCGAUUCAUCUAUGGCGAAUUUAUCAAGCAGAUGCUGGAGCGACUGGAUGAGGAAUCUUCUGCAUCAGUCGAUAUUCCUCAAAUGUCACAUCAAACCGAGGAAGAGCCAAUAUUCCCACCUAUAGUUAUGGAACUUAUGAUAGAGUACAGUUCAUCUUUCCUUUUGCCACUCGACGUUUUGGAAUAUUCACCUGAUCUUGCUGUGUCGAGCUCUUCUUCCAAAGAAGGCAGACUCAAGCGAAGAAAAACAGAGUCCUCCGAAGAGGAAGACUAUUCCUCUCGUCCCACGUCACCAAUCACUAUACCACGGCCUUCCCAGCCAGCCCAAUCACCACCAUUGAUGGGAAACUCGUCAUCUCGUUCCACUUGUUCCACCACUCAUUCCAAACCAUCUCUCCCUCUUCCUUCUUCUUCCUCUUCUUCAUUUUCCAAAUCAUUAUCCGCAGCAUGUUCCUCUAAUUCAGUGACUCCAGCCAAACCAACCGUAUCCUUAUCUGCACAAGGAUCGACCCCCACAAAGGAUCCCUCCUCGCUGAGGAUACGAAAGAGUGCGAGACUCUCGUCCAGUUCAGCUGCCCAACUUUCAUCCGACCCCAGGUGUUCCUCCGCCGAUCCAACAACCACGGCCGCAUCGCAGACAUCCCAGAGUAUACCUCAGUUCAAAGAUUCCGACAUUACGCAUGACGUUCAAAAUUUCAUGUUCAAGAUUCAACUCGAUUCCAAGGGAAGCAUAGCUGCUCUAUGUUAUCUUCCUACACGGUAUAAGCGAGUGCUUGAAUUCUAUCAUACUGAAAUUCCGGUGAACUAUCGGAAUAUGGGAAUUGGUGAUUUAUUAGUACAGCACGCUUUGCAAUGGGCGGAAUCCUCUCAAGUAUUGGUAUUACCCGUGUGUCCUUUUGUGUCGCGGCACUUGCAAAUCCAUAAUCAGAGGACGCAUCCGUGGUCAUGUAUUGUCAGCAAUGAGCAGGAUAUCAUCUCCAAACAAGAACAAAGCAUUGUAGAUUAG
Messenger RNA from Radiomyces spectabilis, 1335 nucleotides. RefSeq lists its product as uncharacterized. Lineage: Eukaryota; Fungi; Mucoromycota; Mucoromycetes; Mucorales; Radiomycetaceae. The coding region runs from base 1 to 1335 and encodes 444 amino acids. The transcript has 6 exons. The record is from RefSeq and is a predicted model, not a curated record.